This is a messenger RNA of Xiphias gladius (swordfish), 5763 nucleotides long. RefSeq names its product MAP7 domain containing 3 (gene map7d3). The transcript is spliced from 20 exons. Gene Ontology annotation, biological process: microtubule cytoskeleton organization. Lineage: Eukaryota; Metazoa; Chordata; Actinopteri; Istiophoriformes; Xiphiidae. Gene Ontology annotation, cellular component: microtubule cytoskeleton. The coding region runs from base 93 to 2627 and encodes 844 amino acids. The record is from RefSeq and is a predicted model, not a curated record.
GUCCACGUCCCCGUGGUGUCCGAGUCCUACCGGCUGCGAUGUGUUACGCGCCCCUGCUUUAGAAAAAAACAGAGAAGGAAAACUUCAUAGAAAUGGCGGAGGGUGCACCGACUCUCAAAGGCUUGCGAGCCCAAAUCGCUGCAGCUGCACAGGCACAAGCCGAGGAGCGGCGUAGCCUGGCAGGAAAUAGUCCAGGACCUACAACCAACACACCAGCUAAACCUCAGGGGUGUAGGCCAGUCAUUGACGGUGCCACACUUAGAAUAGACGACCGACUGCGAGUGGCAAAAGAGAGGCGAGAGGAGGCAGGAAGACAACAGGCUUUGCGAGAGUCUCAGAUCAUGGAGCGGGAGCGCAAGGCCAAGCUGCAAGUGGAGCGUCAGAUGGAGGAGCGUCAGAAAAAGGUUGAGGAACAGCGAAGGAAGGAGGAGCAGAAACGCCUGGCUGUGGAGGAGAAGAGGAAGCUGAAACAGGAAGAGGAAAAGGAGCACUACGAGGCAGUCAUGCGGCGGACAUUGGAGCGUAGUCAGCGAGUAGAGCAGAGGCAGAAAAGAUGGUCUUGGGGAGGACUGUCCACAGACUCAGAUGGACGAACAGGAGACUCUGAUGCCAGCGCCUCAUCUCCAGUAACUAUAGUUAUCUCCCCUGCCUCGCCAGAAAAGCCACCAAGGAGUCGACAAGUGGACAAGCGUUCCACAUCCACCAUGAACCUGAAACAGCCGUCUGAGGCUGGCAUCAGCAAACGCCUAUCCUCUUCCUCUGCCACCCUCAUCAAAUCUCCUGACAAAAGUGUUAAGCCGAGGAGUUCAUCUUGUAACCGGUUGCCUAGCAAUGGCAAUGCUGCUCAGGCCAGUAAGGAAGACGGCAAAAAACUUGUGGAACAGACAGGCUGUUCUGUGAAGAAGAGAAGCUCCUCCCUCACUCGAGUAAGUGUGGGCAGAGCACAGACCCCUGCCAAGCCUGAUAAGGGGACAACGGAUGAUCAAGCUCGCAGGCCACCGGCCAGCACUGUGGACGGAGGGGUCCUUAGUCGCCUGCUCACCCCCACCCAGGCCUCACUAGCUAGGAGCAAGAGUGCCGCCGCCCUUUCCGCUGAAGGAACAGAUGCUCCAGAGUGUCACCUGUGUCCUCGCUCAGCCUCUGCCAGUCCCCUGCACCCACCGCGCGGACCUGUGCGCAGCCGUAGCAUUGACCGACAGAAGAGCGGUAUGACCACCUCUGUUUCAGCUGACGGAGCCCUCGACCCUUCACUGGUGGAACUACAGAAGGAAAAGCCGUUAACAUCGCCCGGGGGGCAACGUCCUGCCUCCCCAUCCACUACCCUGGGACGCAACCGCUCACCAUCCCCAGCCCCCAAUCCAGCUCCAAAGAGGACUCCCUCCCCAGCAGCAGCUAAGCAAAGUCCCAAGACACGCCCACCCUCACCUGGUGCAAUGAAACAACGUCCCCCAUCCCCCCAGCCUUCAUCAGCGAAACCCCCACCCAUCCAGAAACAAGCUCUCACUCCAACAGGGCCCCCCACUCUGCGAAAGAGAGACUCCAAGUCCAAGGAUAUGUUUCCUGUCCAGGCUGUGGCCCCACAGUCCUCUGACGCCAGCAAGACCAAAGAGAAAGAUGACUCUAAGGCCUCAACGGGCACCAACUCAGCUGCUGAGGCAGCCAAGAUCCUGGCGGAGAAUCGCAGACUGAUGCGAGAGCAGAAAGAGAAAGAGGAGCAGCUCAGGAUACAGAGGGAGGAAGAGGAGAAGCUGAGAAUGGAAGAAGAAAAGCGUUUAGCGGAAGAGGCUCGACUGAAACGCUUGGAGGAGGAGAAGAAGCUUGCAGAGGAGAGAAAACUCAAAGAAGAAGAGGACGCUCGCCUGGCAGAGGAGGAGCGGGUGAGGCUGGCAGAAGAGGAGGCACUGAAACAGGCUGAGCUCCAGAAGGAACGGGAGGAGGCUGAAGCCAAGGCUCAGGAGGAGGCGGAAAGAGUCCGUCAGGAGAGAGAGCGCAUCAUGCAGCAGAACCAGCAAGAACGAAUGGAGAGGAAGAAAAGAAUUGAAGAAAUUAUGAAGAGAACUAGAAGAGGGGACCCGAAUGACUUGAAGCGAGAUGACGAUAAAUGCUCACAGGAGAAUGAAGAUGAGGCAGAGGACCAGAUAAACUGUGAAACCAACGCUGAGACAGAUUACAUCACCAUGGAGGCCGACGAAGAUGAGUGCGGUCCGUCCUCUGGCGAGCCGGUGAAACAACGAGAGGAGCCCCUGGGCAGUGUCAAUGGAAAACCAGAGACCGACGACAAGGAGAAUAACAAUGGCAUAAGUACAGAUGAGACUCAGGCAGUAAGUCCACUCCCUAAAGGCCGCCUCGUCGAGGGCUCAGAGUUCCUGAAUGAGCAGGACUCUGCCAAAGUCGGGUUGGUCUCGGGUCUGAAUGGUAAAUCCAACCAGUGGAGCUUUGAGGAACUCAUUGACCUCAACGUCCACGCUAAGACUCGGCCCCUCAUCGAGGCAGAGGACUGUAACCAGGUCUUGAUCAACUGUGACGGGAGCUCAGAUGGGACCAGGGUAGCCUUCGAGGACAAGGGAACCCCCGUCAGCACCCUGCAUUCCUCUAAUCAACCCAUAGAAGCCCUUUCAGAGAUUUGAUUCUGCAGCUGUCGCUGAGAAGCCUCUCACUGUUGCACUCCUAAAGUUCCUGUCCAGCUGAGCUCCUUUAAAACAAAACAACAAAAAAAAGUCCUCUACCAGUUCCAAACAGCCUCCUCCUCUUUGUCCUCCUCCUCUUCCAGAGGGAGGAGCACAAGGUGAAGCGGAAAGAGCACCCUAAGUGCUACAUUUGCACCCCACAUGAUGAGGAAACAAAUAUAUUAAAAAAUGUUAUUCUUCAGGGAAAUUCCAUAUAUUCCUUCAACAUAAUUACUUCAGGUCUCUUUCCUCUUCCUCUUGUGUUUAGUUCUUCUCCUGAUGUUUUUUUUUUUUUUUUUUUUUUUCUAUGUUGUGUCCAUUUUUGAUGAUGUUUUUUAAGAGCUUUGUCUUUGUCAGGGGUGCAUUGUUGUAAUUUAUUAAUUUUGGCUUCUUUGUUAUUGUAAUUAUUGUUAUCAUACGUUUAUUUUUUUUUCUCUCUCUCUCUCUCUCUUCUAUGAGAAUAUUCCAGGACACAUGCACAUUAGGCUGUGUGAACUGAAUACUGAGGUAAAUAUCCUGAGUUAAUGGAAGGAACGUUAAUACAUUCUGUUCUGUCAGGGCUCGGGGAGGAUAGCAUCCCAGGAUUUGCAUGUGAUUCAUCUAAAUUUACUUGACCGGCUGUUUUUUGCAGCAUCAAGCAAUAUGGCCUUAACAUUUUUUCCCAGCUUCUAAUUUUUAAGUGUGAAUAUACCAAAUUGUUUGUGCUGCAGCUCAUAGACGCACAGUUUAGCAGUGUCCCAUCAUGCGCUUACAGUUGGGAGUGGAUUCUGUAUUCAUGCUACACCUCACAGAUCUCUGUCCUUUUACUUGCUUUUUUUUUUUUUUUUUCAUGCCCCAAAAACACACCUGUUUCCCAGCUUCUCUAUCCUCAAGUUUCCUUCUUUGGCCACUAGAGAGAUUCAGGAGCAUAAGUGUUACACGUGAUGCUGACGACUGUUGAGAUUAACGACAGUACUAUAGUGAAUUCACGUGCUUGGUGAAGUUUCAGCAGUUUGUUGAUUUAGAGCUCAUGGUCCAUUUGAGUUUUAUUUUUUACAAAUGUAUAUAGAAUGUAGGUUUACUAACAUCAUUGUAGUUUACCUCAGAAUCUGAGUUGCAUCCAGAUUUAGUCUCAUCUGAAGUGAUGGCUUCACCAACUGCAUCUGUUUCACUCAACUGUUUGAAUAACCAUAACUGUGACAUACUAACUUAACACAGAUGAGUCCCUUAGUUUCAUUUAUAGCUGCUUAUGAGCUUCUUAAGGCGAAAUGUGUUUUCUUAGUGAACUGAACUCGAAUGGUUGGCUGUUCCAUCAUUGACGUCCUGAGUUCACUUUUACUGACACUAGAAAUCAGGUUUUCAAUCAUCUGGUUUUAAUUCGGACUUUACCAACACGCCCACACACACACACUUCUCCAUCCAUCCCUCUGCCUGUGUGGCUCUGUCAUUAAUUCCACUUCUUUCCCCACUAACCUUAAAUUUCUAUCACACUAGCUGCUGCAUCUGACAAAAUGCAUUUCAACUAUUUUUUAUUAUACAAAAUUUGGCUGUUUGUUUAUAUAUGAAAAUACAUUUCUACAUAUAUUUAAGUGUUAUUGUAUUGUGUAUAUAAUCAGUAUUAGGCAAAUGAAGCCAUGUUUAGGAGGGAGUGGUGUCAGGAUGUGGAUAAUUGAAGUCUCUGUGUAUGUGUAUGUGCUAUAAGUUUAAGGUUUCUGUUGACACGUGCCCUGUUACAGGGUAGUAAGGUUAGGUUUGGGCAGCCUGGAAAGCCAACAUUUACAUAAAGCCCUCUUCCACAAGAGCUCUGCAAAACAAGGGGCCAAGUGGGGACCUACUAUAUCUUUCUCAAAAUGUGGUGUGUGUAAUUCUGUGUGUAUAUUUGAGAGCUUUCAGUGCUAUAUCCCCAAGCCCUAGUUUCGAUUUCAAUAUUUCCUCACAAAGACUGAACAAGUUGACAUUUUAAUGGCGAGCAGAGCUCUUGCAGCCCUUAGCAACACGUCUGACCCAUGAAAACAGCCGUGGCUGUGCCUCACAGUCCUUUUAAUGUCAUCAAAAUAUGUUUUAUAUCAUGUCAACGGAUGUGGGGUUGUUGCUCUGGUAGACAUAUCAGCUCAGUUUGCAACCAUUCUCCUUGGCAUUAUGAGGCAGGGCACAUCCACUAAAAAAAAAUAUGGCAUGGGGCAGACUUGUUCUCCCAUAUUGUUUUUUUGUUUUUGUUUUUUUGUUCUGGAUUUUUUAAUGAACUGUAUCGAAAUCUUGAAAUUCCCUACGCUUGAAUAGUCCAAGCACAAGGUUCGUGGGCCUUGAUUUUUGCCUUGUUCUUUGCUGGCUAACUAAAAUCUCUUUGUACAUAAAGACCAGGGGCUUGUAGAUCUUAGCUUUGAUUAAUAAGCUCAAAGAAUGUAACAGACUCCAUAAACCGUCCUUCAUUAUUUACUAUGUCUCUCAAAGCUGCCCGCUUUUAGCUUUCAUUAUUACAUUAUUCAGCUAGAAAACACGAGAAAACUAUUUGCACUGUCACAAAUUACUCGCUAUGUUUAAAGAGUGGUUACUGAAGAGUAGCUUUACUGUACAGACUUUGUACAGAGUUGUUGUGGGAUAUUCUGCAAGAAAAGAAAGUCACUUGUCUUGGGUUUGUUCCCUUUCAGAUGUUUUAAAACUCUCAUUCAUAACCCAAAACUUGCCUAUACCCAAACUCCGCCCAAACCUUUCCUACUCCCCUUUCCGCUCAUGAGAAGCACCUGUUGGGGGGGCUGUUGUAGCUGCUGCUUGAACAGAUACUGUAUCUAUUCCAGGUCCUGCUGCAUCUUUGAGGGCUUGAGUUACAGAGCUGACUUGCUCUUAGUCCUCAACGUUGUCUAUAACAAUAGGAUAGAACGGUGCCUUAGAUUGAGAUUUAGUAUUUUUAUUGUGUCACAGUUAACUAAGAAAGCUUGUCUUUACCUCAGCCUCGACAAUCAGUGUACCCAACCAGGGCAAAAGUGUGAAUAUGAAUAUUUCUCUGAAAGAUUUACAAACCUAACAAUGCCCUGUCCACAAUUAAAAUUUGUACUGUAAAUAUAUCUAAAGUGUACUGAGAUGAUGCAAACUGUUAAAACAAUAAAGUCUUGCAAAAAUA